AUGGUGAAAACGGAGCAAGUCCAGGUCCACAGGUUCGACCACAACAACACUGAAGUCAUAAAGACUGGUCCGAUUGCUAACAUCUAUCUGCAAUACUUGCUUCUUGGCCUUCGUCGGAUUUUGGGCAUAUCUUCUCGUUCAUCUCUUUUUCUAAGCACAAAUGUCUUUUCUGUGUUAUUAAAUCCCGUUGGCGAUGCUCCAAUCUUGAAAAAAAGAAAAUACGCUGUUGAUCCUUCCCGUGAUAUCGCUUGGAAAAUGAUGGGGCUGGUUGAUUACGACAGUGAGUCGGGAAGCGACGAGGAAUCGAAAACUUUGCAACCACAGCGUAAAAAUAUUUCCGCAGCAGAAGACGGAGAUUUCUUUUCUACCAAAAGCGAUAAUGAUGGAGAUAACGAAUGCACAACAAACCCAGCACCACUAUUUGACGAAGAUGAGAAGGAUCUCGAUGAUGUGGUGAAGCCAAAAGCUUGGGAGAAAGCUUUAGCGGAAAAGACAAGAAGAAAACUCGAAAAGAAGGCUGAGAAAAAGAAGAGAAAAGAUGCAAAAGCAUCAUUAAAAGAAGCGCAGAAAUCAGAAACAUCUAUUGUUAGAGAAGCCGAACCAAAAACCAAGAAGCGACCCCAGAUUGCUUUAUUUGGUGCACUGAACAUGGCAGCAGAUCCGGGAAGUGAUAGUGAGGAAGAGGAAACAAAACCGGGACCAUCUGGGCUUGCUCAACCCGGUGCAAAAGGAUUACUUGGAAUGUUACCUCCUCCAUCGAAAAUGGCAGCCACAAAACCAGCAAAGAAACCCACACCUGCGCCAGCUGUUACGGCAACAACAACAAUCAAGAAGAAACCUCUCAUUGAUGAUCAAGAUUCCGAUUCUGAUGAUGAAGCUGGCGAUUUCUUUGGUCUUACUUCAAGUGCGCCGAGUGCUAAGAUGGCAAGAUUGGAGGACCAAUCCGAAAUUCCUAUGAUGCCCAGUGGAGGACUUGAGGAGGUUGUUGGACCAAUGCGGCCGGCGGCAAAUGAAUACGUUCAUCCGUCGGAAAUGUACAAUAUGGCUAAUUUCGAGAUGGAGGCAAAGCGCAAAGGAAUCAUUACUGACCAGGAAGCUCAUCGUUUGAUUCUUCAGAGGGAAAGCGAUUUUGGAAUGGGAGUUUCAGACAUUGUGAGCAAUAUCCAGGAUUUCUCAGUGGAACAGGCACUCGGCCCGAAUGUUCAUGCGCAACUCUUGCGUAACAUCACGAAGCAACAACACGCAAAAUCGACCGCCAUCCCGUUGCCUAAAGUUGCAGGUGUGCGCGAUAUCAACGCAAAGAGGAAGAAUCAAAUUACGUAUCUUGCACAAAUGGCUGUUGCCAGAGAAGAAGCUUUACAAGAUGCAAGAGCAGACUCGAAGCACACCAAGAGAAUGGCCAGGCAAAAAUACGGCUUC
Molecule: messenger RNA, 1419 nt
Organism: Mesorhabditis belari
Lineage: Eukaryota; Metazoa; Nematoda; Chromadorea; Rhabditida; Rhabditidae
Source: the annotation of a GenBank genome assembly